AUGAUGCAAGAUCGAGUUCAUCUUAUCCAGUUUCUUAUGGAUCUCCAUUCUGAUUUUGAAGCAGUUCGAGCUUCUCUUCUCCAUCGAAGCCCCCUUCCCACUCUUGAAAGUGCUAUCUCGGAACUAAUAUCUGAAGAAACUCGCCUCGGGAUGUUGAAGCUUCGUCGUUCAGACAUGGUGUUGGCAACAACAUCUUCUGCCAACAAGUUCUGUAAGAACUGUAGUCGCUCGGAUCAUACUUUGGCACAAUGUCCAACUGUAGAAUGCAGGUACUGCCACAAGAUAGGUCACAUCCUGCCAUUUUGUCCGACACGACCUCCCAAGCCGGACGCUAACAAAAUCAAGACUACUCCAAAGAAGGGUGGCCAUUCUGAGUUUUCUACUCGCUCGGUUGCAACCUCAGCCAUAAGUACCCAAGAUGAAAGUUCAUCUUCCUCUCCAUCUCUUACUCUCAGCGACCUUGAAAACAUUCUCGCUCAACUGCGUGGUAAUUCUAAACCUACACCUGCCAAGUCUGCCCUGUCAGGAUCCUCAGACGGGACAAGUCAUUGGGACAGGCCGUAA
Molecule: messenger RNA, 564 nt
Organism: Linum tenue
Lineage: Eukaryota; Viridiplantae; Streptophyta; Magnoliopsida; Malpighiales; Linaceae
Source: the annotation of a GenBank genome assembly